Molecule: messenger RNA, 384 nt
Organism: Penicillium manginii
Lineage: Eukaryota; Fungi; Ascomycota; Eurotiomycetes; Eurotiales; Aspergillaceae
Exons: 1
Coding region: 1-384 (127 amino acids)
Source: RefSeq, a predicted model, not a curated record
AUGUCUACCUCAACUCUGACAACAGCCCCGGUGUAUGGCGGUACCUGCGGUAAAGGUACAGCGACUUGUAGCAGUGUUAAGGCCACUGCUGCGCUCAUUAUGCUUGUCACGGCCGCACUGGGGUUCAGUUCUGACAGUGACAGUGACAGUGAUAGUGACUCUGUAUGGAACUCGUCGGGAUCAAGCCUAGCAACCAAGACGGCCAAUGCUGUUUCUGCAGAUGAUAAAGCUGCACCUGGUGCUGGUAUCUCAUUUGGCUCUGAGAUUGCAAUUGCGAUCUGUGCACCAUUUGUAAUUACCAUUUUAGGAGUGGUUACUUUCAUUACUAGUAUCAGUCGUAGAAAGCUAAGAUCUCCUAUUAAUAGUAUCUCCGAUUAUAAGUAG